CUCGCUGGUGGCCUCGCUCACGUGGCGCAGCGCCCGCAGGUGCACCAACCUGCGCCGCGCAGGACCCUCAGGACUCGGCUCGCGCGAGACCCAGCGGACGACGCCCAGCCCGCCGAGUCUGCGGAGGGAGACCCGCGGCCGGGCCGGGGACGGCCGCCUCGGGGAGCCCGCCGGAAGUGGCCGGCCGCCGGGGCCGCUGUGUGCGGAACGGUGGCAUCGCGCCCGACGCGCUGGCCGUGGAUGGGGUCCCGGUCGAGCGGGAGGCUGGGUGGCCUGGAGGAAUUCAGGAUGUGGCUGUGAAUGAAUCACGAAGGGGUGCUGGGCUCCAGGCCCACACUCAGUGGGAUUCCUGCGCAGAAGAGAUGCUGGAAGAGGAGACAGAGCUGGUCUCACUAGAUUAUGAGACCUGGAAUAAGAUGAAAGAUUGGAAGUCAAAGAUGGAAAUUUCUGAAGAAAAAGAUUCAGCAAGUGCUGUAUCAGAAAGACUCCAAAGAGAGAUCUCCCAGGAAUGUCAGUUAGUGGAAAGCAGUGAUCCUGAGGACAGACCACUGAGGAACUGGGUAAGCCCCUUAGAGGAUGCAGUGGAACAACCCCCUUUCCAAGAGAGAGGCAUAAGGGAUGUGAAUGUGAUCCCCAAGAAAGCUGUUUCAGGAAAGAGAGGCCAUGGAUGUAAGGAAAGAGGAAAAAUACUUUCUACAGGAGAAAGCGCCCACACAUAUGAAGUCUGUGCCCAGAGCUUCAAACAGGAGUCACAAGUAACUGAACAUCAGAAAACUGAUAAUAUGAAGAAAACUUAUGAAUGUAAACAAUGUGGGAAAACUUUCAAUCGGAGCUCAAAUCUGAUUAUACAUCAGAGAAUUCAUACAGGAAAGAAACCCUAUGUAUGCAGUGAAUGUGGAAAAGACUUUAAUCAAAGUUCAAAUCUUAUUAUACAUCAGAGAAUUCAUACAGGAAAGAAACCUUAUAUAUGUCAUGAAUGUGGCAAAGACUUCAAUCAGAGCUCUAACCUGGUUCGACAUAAGAGAGUUCAUAACCAUGAGAAUCCCUAUGAAUGUAAAGAGUGUGGGAAGGCCUUCAAGGGAAACUCGAACCUUGUCCUGCACCAAAGAAUUCACCGUGGAGGGAAGCCAUAUGUAUGUAAUGAAUGUGGGAAGGCCUUCAAUCAAAGCUCAGAUCUUAUAAUACAUCAUAGAAUUCACACUGGAGAGAAACCCUUUGAAUGUUAUGAAUGUGGACAAACCUUCAGUCAGAGUUCACACCUUGUCACACAUCAGAGAAUACAUACUGGAGAAAAACCCUUCAAGUGCAAUAACUGUGAAAAGGCCUUCAGGCAGCAUUCACGCCUCACUGAACACCAGAGACUCCACAGCGGGGAGAGACCCUAUGAAUGUCACGAAUGUGGGAAAUCCUUCACUGGGCGCACAGCCUUUACUAAACAUCAGAGACUACAUACUGGAAAGCAUGUUGAAUGUAAACAAGCCUGCACUUCUGACUUGGACCUUAUCCAACACCAGAGAGUUCACAGGGAAGAAAAACCUUAUGAAUGUACAGAGUGCGGAAAAACCUUCCGGGGAAGUUCAGAUCUAAUUCGGCAUUGGAUAACUCACACUGGAGAGAAACCCUAUGAAUGUAGUAAAUGUGGGAAAGCCUUUAGCCAGAGGUCACACCUUGUUACCCAUCAGAAAAUCCACACUGGAGAGAAACCCCAUCAGUGCAAUGAAUGUGGGAAAGCCUUCCGACAGCGUUCACUCCUUAUCCAGCAUCAUAGAAUCCACAGUGGUGAGAAACCCUAUGAGUGUAAGGAAUGUGCAAAAGCCUUCAUCUGGCACACAGCUUUUCUCAAACAUCAAAGACUUCAUCAUGGAGAGACAUUUGAGGAAUGUGAGGAAACAUUCAGCCAGGAAGAGUUGCUUAGAGAAGAGCAGAGAAUUCGCCAAGAAGAGAAAGCUUAUCAGUGCAAUCAGUGUGGUAGAAUUUUCCAAAGCAGCUCAGACCUCAUCCGACAUCAGGUAACUCAUUCAGAAGAGAAACCCUUUGAAUGUAAAGAAUGUGGGAAGACUUUUAAUCAGAGCUCAGACCUUAUAAGACAUCAUAGAAUUCAUAGUGGAGAAAAACCUUAUAUAUGCAAUAAAUGUGGGAAGUCUUUCAGGGGCAGCUCAGAUCUCAUUAAACACCACCGUGUUCACACUGGAGAGAAACCCUAUGGAUGCCCUAAAUGUGGGAAGGCCUUCAGCCAGAACUCACACCUUGUUACUCACCAGAGAAUUCACACUGGAGAGAAACCCUUUGAAUGUAGCAACUGUCAGAAGGCCUUCAGUGGGCGCACAGCUUUCCUUAAACAUCAGGAAUGUCAUACUGGAAGGGAGCUUGGGGAACACAAGAGAGUCCUCCAACAGGACUUAUUUUCAUUGGUAACACAGGCCUGAUGAAAGGAGUAGAAGCCUGCUGGAGACAACUUUUGCAUUAUAGAAGAUUUGUAUUGCUGAAAACCUUUCGAAGGAAUGAAAACAGAAGAGCCCUACUAGAUAGGAAACAAAAGUGUAAUCAGGUGGAAAAGCUCUUGGACAUAAUAGCUUUCUUCUGCCUCAGAGUUGACACUGGACUGUGGCCCCCAGGAUAUGAUUACUUGAGAAUGUUUUAGAGGACUUCCGUCAUUAUUAAAACCAUUAGAAAGCACUUUGCCAACAAACUAAACUCCUCAUGGAAGGAGCCAUUUCAAGUGACAAAUAUAAAUCUGCUUUAAUUAC
Phacochoerus africanus (Common warthog) is the source of this 2747-nucleotide messenger RNA. It is a transcript of the gene ZNF594, whose product is annotated as zinc finger protein 594. Gene Ontology annotation, biological process: negative regulation of transcription by RNA polymerase II; regulation of immune system process; regulation of cytokine production. Bases 363 to 2426 code for a protein of 687 amino acids. The record is from RefSeq and is a predicted model, not a curated record. The transcript is spliced from 3 exons. Lineage: Eukaryota; Metazoa; Chordata; Mammalia; Artiodactyla; Suidae.